Messenger RNA from Drosophila subobscura, 343 nucleotides. RefSeq lists its product as uncharacterized. The transcript has 2 exons. NCBI's taxonomy places the organism in Eukaryota, Metazoa, Arthropoda, Insecta, Diptera, Drosophilidae. The coding region runs from base 16 to 309 and encodes 97 amino acids. The record is from RefSeq and is a predicted model, not a curated record.
ACCAAACCAAUCAAUAUGCAGUCCAACAAAGUUAUCUUCCUAGUCUUCGGUGUCCUGGCUCUGGUCAUUGCCGCAAGCCUGUCCACUGAGGCUGUGGAGCAAGACAGCGAAGGCAUCAGCGAUCGUCGCUAUCGUUGGGCUUCGGAAGAGGACAACUCGCAAGCCUCAGAAGAAGAUGCUGACGAGGAAGAUCAGGAUGAUCAGAGCAACAAUUCUGGUGAUGAUGGCACCUGGGAAGAGGAAAUCAUUGAAUAUGUGCCAGCCGAACAGUCCUGGGAAGACCUGGAGAGUGGCUCUGCUGAAGCUUAAAUCAAUUUAAAUGUUUUGUAAUAUUGUUUCUAAU